AUGCAAGGUCCAGCAGUUUUUAUGGAUGUUUCUCUUGAAGAUCAAGCGCUAGAACUAAGAAAAUAUUUCAAGAGUCUUGGUGCGGAGAUAGCUGAAGAGAAGUCUCCGAAGGGAAUAGAAGACGACUUGCAUAAAAUUGUGGGAGUUUGUGAUGUUUGUUUCAAGGAACCUAAUGAAGCUGAGAUUGAAGCUAUUCUCAACAGUAUUGUGUCCAUCAUGGUGUCGAUCCCAUUGGAGAGAGGAGAAAAUUUGAUUGUAGCCUUCAGUCAAAGGCUGUCAAAGGCACCAGGACCCAAGCUUGGCAUGGUGGUUCUACAGGCACUGUGGCGCUUAUACAAUAACUUGGAGGCUAACUCACCUCUCCGUUACCAUGUAUAUUACCACGUCAUAGAGUUGGCAGCGCGAGUUGGAUAUGUGCGUGAGGUCUUCACCAGUGUUGAGCAACUGAGGAAAGAGUUCUCCGGCUGCCCUCCCACCAAUGAACAAAUGCAAAAACUCUACAGACUGUUACAUCAAGUUCUCAAAGACCAGAACAGUGAACUGGCUUCAAAGGUUAUGAUUGAACUCCUGGGCACAUACACUGAUGAAAAUGCAUCAUACGCAAGGGAGGAUGCCAUCAAAUGUAUCUCCACCGCACUGGCUGAUCCCACUACAUUCCUUUUGGAUCCCCUCCUGUCCCUCAAACCUGUGCGAUUCCUUGAAGGUGAACUGAUCCAUGACCUGCUCACCAUUUUUGUGUCAGAGAAACUGUCUAGCUAUCAAACCUUCUACCAGAAUCAUAAGGAAUUUGUUCAUUCUCAAGGCUUGGAUCAUGAACAAAAUGUAAAGAAAAUGAGGAUAUUGUCCUUCAUGCAAAUGGCUGAAGUCAAUCCUGAACUCGGCUAUGAUGAGAUCAUUUCUGAACUCCAAAUUGAGGAGAAAGAUGUUGAAGCAUUCAUCAUUGAAGUGUUGAAGACCCGUUUAGUGCGCGCGCGUAUGGAUCAGAACGAGCGAAUCGUGCGCGUGUCGAGUACGAUGCACCGCACGUUCGGUCGCGCGCAGUGGCAACAGUUGCGCGACGUGUUGCUGGCGUGGCGCGGUAACGUACAGUCCGCACACGAAGCUAUGAAGUCCGUGGCCGCCGCACAAAUCGAAUACGCCACCCAAAACCAGAAAGCGUAA
This is a messenger RNA of Spodoptera littoralis (African cotton leafworm), 1161 nucleotides long. The record is from the annotation of a GenBank genome assembly. NCBI's taxonomy places the organism in Eukaryota, Metazoa, Arthropoda, Insecta, Lepidoptera, Noctuidae.